Messenger RNA from Schistocerca piceifrons (Central American locust), 2385 nucleotides. Its product is annotated as zinc finger protein 234-like. The record is from RefSeq and is a predicted model, not a curated record. The transcript is spliced from 10 exons. Gene Ontology annotation, biological process: regulation of transcription by RNA polymerase II. Lineage: Eukaryota; Metazoa; Arthropoda; Insecta; Orthoptera; Acrididae. Gene Ontology annotation, molecular function: DNA-binding transcription factor activity; RNA polymerase II cis-regulatory region sequence-specific DNA binding. Bases 199 to 1407 code for a protein of 402 amino acids. Gene Ontology annotation, cellular component: nucleus.
ACAAUCUCUUUGUAUGAUUUCAGCAGAUUUGUCGUUUGGUAUCUGUUUUGGAUACUUGUGAACAUUAUACUUGUAAAUGUGAUUGUUUCCCUGUUCCUGUUAGUACGGUGUACAUUUGAUACGCGAAGAAAUUUUAGAAGUAUACCGUGAAAUUUAGACCCGAAAGUGUGGCUAACCUGAAAAUGAACUCCUAGGAUCAUGCCGUACCUGAGUAGCAGAAGAAUGUUCAACGCGGGUUUGAACGAUCAUUCAGCUAAAGGCAUUAUGGGUUAUGUGAAACAGGAGGACAUGGAUACUGGCAUUGUGACGGUGAAAAAAGAACUCGGUCUGGAAUUUGAAGAACUGGAAUUCGAAGAUUACAGACCAGAGGAAUUUGGGGAUAAGGUGAUAGAGCUGCUUGGUCUCCAGAAUGUAUCUGCUGAUGCCAAUGGUCUUAAGAUUUCGACACGCCAGAAUGAUCAAAAUUCAGCACAGAUAAUAAUCAAAGAGGAAACUGAAUUUGGUGAUAAGGUGAUAGAGCUAUUGGGUCUCCCAAAUGUAUCAGCAGAUACAAAUAGUGCCAAGGUUCCUACAUUUCAGAACGAUCUUGAAUCAGCACAGAUAAUAAUCAAAGAGGAAAUUGAUUGUGACAUUGACAACGGCUCUGUCAAAGACUUGGAUUCUCCGCAUUUUGCAGAUGAGGCACCAGGUCCAACACUCAGGAGGUCAUCAAGGAGGAGGUGUCAACGGUUUUCUCUAGAUGACCUGUCGGAAAGCUCGACCGACGAAGCUGCAGUGUGCAAAUUCAGAAAGAAGGUGUGGGUACGGAAUUCUUCUCACGACGGAAGAAGAAGAAGAAGAAAAAGAUCGGACCGCGGCACUGUCUGUGGUAAAUUCUUCGAGCUGUACUGCGAUAUAUGCGGCAGAGGUUUCAGCCGGAUCGGAUAUUUGAGGCGGCACGCGGCUACGCAUUCCGAAUCGAAGAGGUACUCCUGCGGCCAGUGCGGGAGGUCUUUCGGGCGCUCCGACAACUUGAGGGAGCACGAGCGGCUGCACGGGGGGGAGAGCUACGGCUGCGACGUGUGCGGCAGCGUGUUCUCGCAGCCGAGCCAGCUGAAGCGGCACGCGCGCCUGCACACGGGGGAGCGGCGCUUCCGCUGCGACGUCUGCGGCAAGGCGUUCCGCGAGCGCCGCUACCUGCGCGACCACCUGCGCGUCCACACGGGCGAGCGGCCGUUCGCCUGCCACGUGUGCGGUAAGUCGUUCACGCAGGCGGCGCACAUGCGGGUGCACGCGCGCCUGCACACCGGCGACAGGCGGCACGGCUGCGACGUCUGCGGCAAGCUGUUCUUCCGCCGCACGCACCUCAAGCUGCACGCGCGCGUGCAUGCGGGGCUCCGCCAGAGGCGGAGGAAGGCGCGACGCUAGAGGGCUGCUGUUCGCCAUAUUUUACCACAGCUUACGGAUAAUUACAGAAAAAUCGUAAGGUACCGUCCUCUGCUGCUUGUUCAGAAGAUCCAAAUGUGUCAGUAAAAAAAAGUGUUACAAACUUCUGAAUAUUUCUAAAGCGUUUGUACGUUGCUGAGAGACGUUUGUAACGUGGCUGACUGUUUGGAUUUUGUGUGCGAGAUUUUGUUGUGAAGUGCGUGUUUUUUUAUACUGCAUAGUGUGUGGUUGAACGUAGUGUACCUAUUGACAGGAAUACUAUCACUUCAAAAACUCCUUGUGUCUGGAGGUGUUUUUUCAUAAUUUGGACCGGUAGCAAUGUAAAGGCUUUGCCCAGUAGCUGAUGGUAGUAUAGUAUAUAUUUUGAUUUUCAUUACAUUCGUGUCAUUAAAAUUGUGUUGUGCAAAGCCCAAGCAACAAGGGCCAACGGUUAAAUAUUUGGAAAGGGCGUGUCAUUUGAAAAGUUGUAAAACAGUUAUUUAUUAUUAAGUGGAACUAGUCCCAGAAUUUACAGUGAUGAUAAAAAUAUAUUGGUCAAAGUGGCGGGAUUGCGCAACCUCAGAUUGCCAAUCGAUGUGUGAUUUAACUCACUCGAUUGGCUUUGGUAAUUUGCCACUCUCGAGGGUGUUGAGCGGUGGUGUGGAUGAUAGUGUGGUUGCAGAACAAAACAUAAAAUAGUAUGUUUAUUACAAUUAAUAAGGGUUUUAUUACAAGAAACUAUAAUUUUUCAGUUUUCAGAGUGUUGGCUGUCAUUGUAGCUUAUUGAGAAAUGCAUGUGAUGAGGUGGUUGUGAAUAAGCCAUGCUGCUUAAACGGCAACAGAAGUUUUAUCCACCAACUUUGAGAGGGAUAUCGUGGUUGCACAAUUUCAACAGAGACAUAUGCUACAGUGUGUAUCUAUGUGAUAUAGUAGAUAUACAGGGUCAUUCAAAAAGAAUACCACAACUUUAAAAAUGUGUAA